AUGACGGCAGCUAAGGUUCGCUCCAGAAUUGCCGCGCUCAAGGAGCUCUGGUGCUCCUAUCAAGACGGCCACGACCAGCUGACGAAAACUACGACGACGACGACGCAGCUGGAGCUGACCUACUUCAAGGAGGACUCCUUCGACGUCACCGAAGAGAUCUACCACACCACCAUGGACUCCAUGGUCGAGUAUCUGGAGGAGCUGGAGCCCUUCACCUUGCACGAUAAGGUGAACGUCGCGGUAUCAUCUCUGCGUAAUCUGAAAAGAAAACCGGAGGAACUCUGGAAUGAUAUCCUCGCUCAUAUCGUCGCGCAGAGACUCGAUCCUACGACACGUAAAGCGUGGAAUCUCAAAGAAAGCGAUAAAGAAGCUCCGCCGUCGUUCGACGAUUUAAGUAAUUUCAUUCAGUCGCGCGUUCGAGCGUUGGAAAAUUUUGCGCCCACAUCGUCUGUAAAUAAAACCGCUUCCGCAUCGAAGAUUCACGCCGCUACUGCGUCAGCGACAUCACCCGUAAAAUGUCCUCUGUGCCAAGCGCAACAUCUCUUAAACGUUUGUCCUAUAUUCGUGGGGAAGAAUUCGAGUCAACGAUGGGACGUUGUUAAGCAACAUAAGCGUUGUUUCAAUUGUCUCAGCGAGAAGCAUUCCGCGCAAGCUUGCACGAGCAAGUAUUCUUGCCGCGCCUGUCAUAAAAAACAUCAUUCGAUGUUACACGCGGACUCGACUUCUUCCUCAGCCCCGUCGGGAGCGACCCCGUCGGGAAUCUCGUCACCGGAUUGCUCGUCGCCUCACACGCUCGAGUCGAGAGCUGAGGUGACGGCGAUGAUCGCUUCCAAAGUCUCGCGAGGGCGAUCGCAGGUCUUGCUAGCGACAGCCUGGAUCACAGUGCGCGUCUCGUCCGGUCGCGACGCGGUCGUCCGAGCCUUGCUCGACCAAGGCUCGGAGAUGACAUUCAUUUCUGAAAAUUUAGCGCAACUUCUGCACGCGAAACGCAUUCGUAUGCCGACCUCAGUCACCGCCGUCGGCGGUAUUCACGCCGGAACCUUUCGUCACGCGACACAGCUAUCUAUCUCUCCGCGCAAAACUCUCACUCCGUCGUUCACAACGACCGCGCUCAUUUUGGGAAAAUUAACGGCUUAUACGCCGAAACGACAAACGGAUCUUUCGGCGCUCUCGCAUCUUACAGAUUUAUCGUGGGCUGAUCCGGAUCCGACAAGCCCCGAUCCUAUUCAAAUUAUUAUCGGAGCCGAUUUGUACAGCGAUCUAAUUCUCGACGGUAUUCGCAAAGGAGAUAUCGGGCAACCUAUCGCUCAGAACUCCGUUCUCGGAUGGGUCAUAUCGGGGCCCCUCAAGUCUAACGCCACUGACGCUCACUCAACGACGAUGCAUUCCGCUCAGUCUCCCCUCGCUCGUAUCUCGAUGCAUCAUGCUUUCUGCUCGCCUUCCCUCGAGGAAGAGCUUCGUCGUUUUUGGGAAGUCGAGGAACUUCCAAAACAGUCAAUUCUAACUCCGCAAGAAAAACAAUGUGAAGAACAUUUUCGCGCGACUCACUCUCGCGAUUCCGACGGGCGAUAUAUCGUGCGUCUUCCCUUUAAAAAGGACCCUCCUAUCGAUAUCGGUACGUCCAGAUUCCGCGCCGAAAAAAUGUUGAAUACGUCCCUACAUCGGUUUCAAAAUAACUCGCCGUUGGCAAACGAAUAUAAAGAAUUUUUGUCGGAGUACGAACGUCUCGGACACAUGCGAAAAGCGACGCCACAGGAUGAGGGCGGGCAACACGUUUAUCUUCCGCAUCACGGCGUGAUCCGGGAAAGUAGCGCGACAACGCAUCUACGCGUCGUAUUUAACGCCUCGAGCCUUACUUCCAACGGAACGUCGUUAAACGAACAUUUGCAUGCAGGUCCGAAAUUGCAAAAAGAAAUUACGGCCGUGCUAUUGCGAUGGCGUAAACAUCGCUACGUGUAUACUGCCGACAUCGCGAAGAUGUAUCGACAGAUUCGACUCGAUCCUCGCGAUAUAAAUUACCAACGCAUUCUCUGGAAACCGACUCUCCUCGCCGCGAUAAUCGUGUAUAUAUUGCUCACAAUUACCUACGGCAUGAUAUGCGCGCCGUUCCUCGCCCUUCGCGUGUUGGAACAAUUAGCUCAAGACGAAGGUCAUCUCUUCCCGCUCGCGGUAGCGAUUCUCCGCGAUAAUAUUUACAUCGACGAUACAUUGUUCGGCGCGGACAACCUGACUCUCCUACGGAGAGCCCGUGAUCAGUUAAUCGCUCUUUUGAAACUCGGUGGCUUCGAAUUGAAAAAAUGGGCCAGCAAUUCGCCUGAGCUUCUCGCCGAUAUUGAUCCCGCGGAUCACGGCUUAGCGUGUAGUAAACAGCUCGCGCAAGACGAGCAACUUAAAAUCCUAGGAAUCGGGUGGAAUCCGGCGAGCGACGUUUUUGAAUUUCGAGUCUCGCUUGCGAACACCAUCCCGGCAAGCAAACGCUCUAUUCUCUCAACGAUUGCCAAAUUCUACGAUCCGUUGGGCUGGGUCACGCCGGUGACAAUCAAAGCAAAAAUCUUCAUGCAAAACCUUUGGCGAGAAACACGAAAUUGGGACGACAAUAUUUCCGCGAACCUUCUCACUCGGUGGAAUGAAAUCCACUCUCGACUCUCGCACAUUAACCGAUUACGGAUCCCGCGAUGGAGCGGUUUCGGAAACGACACGAGUCACGCGGAGGUGCACGGAUUCGCGGAUGCGUCAAACGCCGCAUACGCCGCGGUAGUGUAUCUCAAAGUCGUUUCUUCCGACGGUCGCGUCACUAUCACUCUCCUCAUCG
Messenger RNA from Temnothorax curvispinosus, 2812 nucleotides. RefSeq lists its product as uncharacterized. The transcript is spliced from 2 exons. The record is from RefSeq and is a predicted model, not a curated record. NCBI's taxonomy places the organism in Eukaryota, Metazoa, Arthropoda, Insecta, Hymenoptera, Formicidae. The annotation marks the transcript as partial.